AUGGAGCGCAGGUCCGCGCGAGCGGCGGCGAGGGCUGGGAACGGCGAUGCGACGCACCCGCGGAGUAAACCUAAAGCGUCGAGGUCGUCCAAAGUCAAGGGCGGCGUCGCCGGGUGGGUCUCCGCGGCGCGACCCAAGACGCUGACCGCGGCGACGGUGCCCUUCCUGGUGGGGUCGGCGCUGGCGACCACCGGCGGCGGCGAGGCGCGGUGGAUGGAGGCUACCUGCGCGCUGGUCGGAUACUUCCUCAUACAGAUAGGGACCAAUCUCGUGAACGACGCGUGCGACUUCGUGCGAGGCGCGGACACCGAGGAUCGCGCGGGACCGACGCGCGUGACCCAAUCCGGCGUCUUCUCCCCCCGCGCCGUCCACAUCGCCGGCGUGACGUGCUUCGCCCUCGCGGCGUUUGCGAUGUGUCCCGCGGUGGCGCUCAGGGGGGCGCCGAUGGCCCGACUCGUCGUCGCGGCGUGCGGCGCGGGGUACGCGUACACCGGCGGCCCGCUCCCGCUCGGGUACCACGGCCUGGGCGACGUGACCGUGAUCGCGUUCUUCGGGUUCGUGGCCACGUACGGCAUGGCGAGGGUGCACCAUGACGGGACAUCGGCGGAUGGAUCGGGCGGCUCAUCGUGGGAGCGAAACUGGCCGCUCAUCGUCGCAUCCGCGCAGGUCGGAAGCCUGGCGGCGUCGCUGCUCGCGGUGAAUAACCUGAGGGACGCGCGCACCGACGCCAGGUGCGGUAAGAACACGCUGUGCGUGCUGCUGGGCGAGGGGUUCGGGCGGUGGGAGAUCACGUUUCUGGUGUUUGCGCCGUUUUUGCUCCAGCCGUACUGGGCGUGGGAGGGCGCGAGGAGGCUCGGGGUUACGAUGUUCCCGUCCGUCGCGUCGGCGCUGCCCGCGGCGACGGCGCCGCUCGCCGCGUGGGUGGCGAGGGAGACGUGGAGGUUGGAGGUGGGCGACGCGGGGUUCAACGGGACGCUCUCGGCGGCGGCGGCGUUGCACCUCCUGUUCGGAUCAGCGCUGGCGCUGGGUCUCGCGCUCGACGGGGUGGCGUGGCGGGAUUAG
Messenger RNA from Micromonas commoda, 1062 nucleotides. RefSeq lists its product with no specific name. Gene Ontology annotation, biological process: menaquinone biosynthetic process; vitamin K biosynthetic process. The record is from RefSeq and is a predicted model, not a curated record. The transcript is spliced from 2 exons. Lineage: Eukaryota; Viridiplantae; Chlorophyta; Mamiellophyceae; Mamiellales; Mamiellaceae. Gene Ontology annotation, cellular component: membrane. Gene Ontology annotation, molecular function: 1,4-dihydroxy-2-naphthoate polyprenyltransferase activity. Bases 1 to 1062 code for a protein of 353 amino acids.